Molecule: messenger RNA, 2802 nt
Organism: Equus quagga
Lineage: Eukaryota; Metazoa; Chordata; Mammalia; Perissodactyla; Equidae
Gene: PDE11A
Product: phosphodiesterase 11A
Exons: 20
Coding region: 1-2802 (933 amino acids)
Biological process (GO): signal transduction
Molecular function (GO): 3',5'-cyclic-nucleotide phosphodiesterase activity; protein binding
Source: RefSeq, a predicted model, not a curated record
AUGACAUCCUCCCACCUGGACUUUGGGGAGGUGGAAACUUUCCUGGACAGGCACCCAGAGUUGUUUGAAGAUUACUUGAUGCGGAAGGGGAAACAAGAGAUGGUGGAGAAGUGGCUGCAGAGGCACAGUCAGAGUCAGGGGGCUUUAGGCCCAAGGCCCCCACUGGCAGGCACCAGCAGCUUGGGUCACAGUGCUGGCAAAGGCAGCAGUAGCAUUUGUGGUGGCACUGGACCAAAUGGCUCUGCCAAUAGCCAGCCCACUCUGGGUGGUGGGGACGGUCGUGGGAGCCCCCUGAGUCCUAGCUGGGCCAGUGGCAACCGGGGCGAUGGGAGCCUGCAGCGGAGAGCUUCUCAGAAAGAGCUAAGGAAGACUUUUGCCCGCUCCAAGGCCAUCCAUGUGAACAGGACCUACGAUGAACAGGUGACCUCCCGGGCCCAGGAGCCGCUGAGCAGUGUGCGGCGGAGGGCACUUCUCCGGAAGGCCAGCUCCUUGCCCCCCACUACAGCCCACAUUCUCAGUGCCCUGCUGGAAUCAAGAGUGAAUCUGCCUCAGUACCCCCCUACGGCCAUGGACUACAAGUGCCACCUCAAAAAGCAUAAUGAGCGUCAGUUCUUCCUGGAACUGGUCAAGGAUAUCUCCAAUGACCUUGAUCUUACCAGCCUGAGCUGCAAGAUCCUCAUCUUUGUCUGCCUCAUGGUGGAUGCUGACCGCUGCUCUCUCUUCCUGGUGGAAGGGGCAGCUGCUGGCAAGAAGAGCUUGGUCUCCAAAUUCUUUGAUGUGCAUGCAGGAACCCCACUGCUGCCCUGCAGCAGCACAGAGAACUCAAACGAGGUGCAGGUCCCCUGGGGCAAAGGCAUCAUUGGCUAUGUCGGGGAGCAUGGAGAAACGGUCAACAUUCCUGAUGCCUACCAGGAUAGAAGAUUCAAUGAUGAAAUUGACAAGCUAACUGGAUACAAGACAAAAUCACUAUUGUGUAUGCCUAUCCGAAGCAGUGAUGGUGAGAUUAUCGGUGUGGCUCAAGCGAUAAAUAAGAUUCCUGAAGGUGCUCCAUUUACUGAAGAUGAUGAAAAAGUUAUGCAGAUGUAUCUUCCAUUUUGUGGAAUCGCUAUAUCUAAUGCUCAGCUAUUUGCUGCCUCAAGGAAAGAAUAUGAAAGAAGCAGGGCUUUGCUAGAGGUGGUUAACGACCUCUUUGAAGAACAGACUGACCUGGAGAAAAUUGUCAAGAAAAUAAUGCAUCGGGCCCAAACUCUGCUGAAAUGUGAACGCUGCUCUGUUUUACUCCUAGAGGACAUUGAAUCACCAGUGGUGAAGUUUACCAAAUCCUUUGAAUUGAUGUCCCCAAAGUGCAGUGGCGAUGCUGAGAACAGUUUCAAAGAAAGCGUGGAGAAAUCAUCAUACUCCGACUGGCUAAUAAAUAACAGCAUUGCCGAGCUGGUGGCUUCUACUGGCCUUCCAGUGAACAUCAGUGAUGCCUACCAGGAUCCUCGCUUUGAUGCCGAGGCUGACCAGAUAUCUGGUUUUCACAUAAGAUCUGUUCUCUGCGUCCCUAUUUGGAAUAGCAACCACCAAAUAAUUGGAGUGGCUCAAGUGUUAAAUAGACUUGACGGGAAACCUUUUGAUGAUGCAGAUCAACGACUUUUUGAGGCUUUUGUCAUCUUUUGUGGCCUUGGCAUCAACAACACAAUUAUGUAUGAUCAAGUGAAGAAGUCCUGGGCCAAGCAGUCUGUGGCUCUUGAUGUACUAUCAUACCAUGCGACAUGUUCAAAAGCUGAAGUUGACAAGUUUAAGGCAGCCAACAUCCCUCUGGUGUCAGAACUUGCCAUUGAUGACAUACAUUUUGAUGACUUUUCUCUCGAUGUUGACACCAUGAUCACAGCUGCUCUUCGGAUGUUCAUGGAGCUGGGGAUGGUACAGAAAUUUAAAAUUGAUUAUGAGACACUGUGUAGGUGGCUUUUGACAGUGAGGAAAAAUUAUCGAAUGGUCCUGUACCACAACUGGAGACACGCCUUCAACGUGUGCCAACUGAUGUUUGCGCUGUUAACUACUGCUGGGUUUCAAGAGAUUCUGACCGAGGUGGAAAUUUUAGCCGUGAUUGUGGGAUGCCUGUGUCAUGACCUCGACCACAGGGGAACCAACAAUGCCUUCCAAGCUAAGAGCGGCUCUGCCCUGGCCCAACUCUACGGAACAUCUGCUACCUUAGAGCAUCACCAUUUUAACCACGCUGUGAUGAUCCUUCAAAGUGAGGGUCACAACAUCUUUGCUAAUUUGUCCUCCAAGGAAUAUAGUGACCUUAUGCAGCUUUUGAAGCAGUCAAUAUUGGCUACAGACCUCACGCUGUACUUUGAGAGGAGAACUGAAUUCUUUGAACUUGUCAGUAAAGGAGAAUAUGAUUGGAGCAUCAAAAACCAUCGUGAUACAUUUCGAUCAAUGUUAAUGACAGCCUGUGACCUUGGAGCUGUGACCAAACCGUGGGAGAUCUCGAGACAGGUGGCUGAACUUGUAACCAGUGAGUUCUUUGAACAAGGAGAUCGAGAGAGAUCAGAACUCAAACUCACUCCUUCAGCUAUUUUUGAUCGGAACCGGAAAGAUGAACUCCCUCGGUUGCAAUUGGAGUGGAUUGAUAGCAUCUGCAUGCCUUUGUAUCAGGCGUUGGUGAAGGUCAAUGUGAAACUGAAGCCGAUGCUGGAUUCAGUGGCUGUGAACAGAAGGAAGUGGGAGGAGCUGCAUCAGAAAAGGCUGCUAGCCUCUGCUGCCUCGCCCUCCUCUGCCAGCCUCACGGUGGCCGGGGAAGACAGAAAGUAA